Callorhinchus milii (elephant shark) is the source of this 1422-nucleotide messenger RNA. It is a transcript of the gene babam1, whose product is annotated as BRISC and BRCA1 A complex member 1. Bases 1 to 1089 code for a protein of 362 amino acids. Gene Ontology annotation, biological process: mitotic G2 DNA damage checkpoint signaling; protein K63-linked deubiquitination; positive regulation of DNA repair. Gene Ontology annotation, cellular component: BRCA1-A complex; BRISC complex; nuclear body. Lineage: Eukaryota; Metazoa; Chordata; Chondrichthyes; Chimaeriformes; Callorhinchidae. The transcript has 8 exons. The record is from RefSeq and is a predicted model, not a curated record.
AUGUCCGCGGCCGUCGAGGAAGGCAGAGAGGCUCCGGCCGGCUCUGAGCCCGAGCCCGAGGAUAUGGGCCCGCCGCACAGGCCCAGCACCCGCUCCAACCCCGAGGGGGCGGAGGACAGGCAGGACCCGCCCGGCCAGGCGCCCCAGGCCAGCGUCAGGGACGGGCAGGGGGAGGGGGACGGGGAAGCCGGGACUGAGAGCCCAGGAGCGGCGGCGGGAAGGAGCAAUGGCGGCCUGAGGCAGGUGGAGCAGGAGGGCCAAGCGCUGCCCCAGUCCCACUCUCAACCUCAGCUCCAGCCCCAACCUCAGGCCCAGAGUCCGUUUCAAUUCCAAACGCCGCCCGAGAUCCUCCUCAGGACUCCCAAGGUUAACUGCCCCGAGAAAGUGAUUAUCUGCUUGGAUCUGUCAGAGGAGAUGUCACUGCAGAAGCUGGAGUCACUAAAUGGGCUGAAAACGAAUGCACUGAACAUCGCCCAGAAAAUGAUCGAGAUGUUUGUCCGGACAAAGCACAAGAUUGACAAGCGGCACGAGUUUGCUCUGGUCGUGGUGAAUGACGAGGUUACCUGGCUAUCUGGCUUCACCUCUGACCCUCGUGAGGUCUGCAGUUGCUUGUAUGACUUGGACACCAGCGUGUGCGAUUCCUUCAACCUGGAUGGGCUCUUCAACCUGAUACAGCAGAAGAUUGAGCUGCCAAUAACUGAGAACAUUCAGACUAUCCCACCGCCCUAUAUUGUCCGCAUGAUCCUGAUCUACAUUCGGGCAUCUUGCCAUCCGCAGCUGGCCUCGAUGGAACGCCUCAAUAAGAUCCUACAAUCUGCCUAUUUCUUCUUCGACGUGAUUUAUAUUCACAAUGGAACCGAAGAAAUGGAGGAAACAUCUAACAACAAGGAAAUUUAUUCAUUCUUCAAUCAGCUGGACACAAAGGGAACCAGCUACAAAUACGAUGUCUCGCUCACUGGCCAAGCUCUGGAACUGCACAACUGUAUGGCCAAGCUGUUAGCCCACCCUCUGCAGCGACCGUUUCAGAUGCACGCUGUGUACAGCCUGCUGGAGGACGAGGAGGCGGUGGAAGUGGAGGCGACUGUGUGACAGAGGGGCCCCUCUCUCUCGAACUCUCACGCUCUUUCCAUCUGCAAACUCCUAUUCUGAUGGUGGAGCUGGUCACUGACUCAAUCGCUGAGCUACCUAAUCAUCAAGAGACUUCAUUGCAGGGACCGUGACUGCAGCUGUAGUACCGGGAAAGCCUGCUCAACCUGCUCUGUGCUGAGUUGGAACUGAACAUGUGGCCUUAAUCCGGACAGCAGCUGUGGUGUUUAGAGUUCAUUACAAACUAUGGGCUGCUCGAGGGUAACCGGCCCCUUGAUACAUCCGAAUGUUCCUCGGUUUCAAUCCCGAAUAUAAACUGUCACUCCUAUAACCAUA